Molecule: messenger RNA, 1782 nt
Organism: Erigeron canadensis
Lineage: Eukaryota; Viridiplantae; Streptophyta; Magnoliopsida; Asterales; Asteraceae
Exons: 14
Coding region: 278-1441 (387 amino acids)
Source: RefSeq, a predicted model, not a curated record
AAGAAAACAAACCAAUGAAUCAAGAUCAUCAUCAUCAUCAAUAAUAUAAUUAUGGAAAUAUAAGCUCUAAAGUAUACAUACAGUAUUCUUAUUACAACUCGAGAUUUUUUCCAUCUCUUUCUGAGGACGACUUCUACAUACAUACAUUACACACAAACCUCUGUACUUUCUACUGUAGUAAUACGCUUUUGAUACAUGCCAAAUGCUCUGUAGAAUUGCACAUAUAAUUUGGUUCGACCUAGUGCUUGACGUUUGAAGGUGGGCACUUUUUGGAUCAAUGAAGAGUAUAUAUCACAGCGCCUUUUUCAAGAAGUCAAAUGAUAAAGGGAGAAUUAUUUUAACUGCAGUCAUGGGAAUGAUCUUAGGAUAUUUCAUUGGUGUUUCUUUUCCAUAUAUGUCUUUUACUAAGAUUAAUUUGCACCCAAACAUUCGUUCACCAUUUGAUUCAACAAUGCACGAGGAUCAUCAGUCUAAACCUCUUGAACGAAGUUUCCCUGAAAAUCUCGGUUCAUCCAAUACACCUGAACCUCCUAAGGUUUAUGUUUCAACGAAUCCGCGUGGAGCUGAGUCAUUACCUCCAGCAAUUGUAGUUUCAGAGACUGAUUUUUAUCUGAGAAGAUUAUGGGGUGACCCCUCUGAGGAUCUGAAGCAUAAGCCAAGGUAUUUGGUAACUUUCACCGUCGGUUGGGAUCAGAGAAAUAAUAUUGACGCAGCAGUUAAAAAGUUUUCCGAUGAUUUCCAAGUGGUGCUUUUUCAUUAUGAUGGCCGAACCACAGAAUGGGAUCAAUAUGAUUGGUCAAAACAGGCGAUUCAUGUCAGUGUAAGGAAGCAAACCAAAUGGUGGUAUGCAAAGAGAUUUUUGCAUCCAGACAUUGUAUCGGCUUAUGAUUAUAUUUUCGUUUGGGAUGAAGAUCUUGGUGUGGAGCACUUUAAUGGAGACAACUACAUACAAUUAAUCAAGAAACAUAGAUUGGAGAUUUCUCAGCCUGGCCUUGAACCCAACGAGGGAUUAACAUGGGAAAUGACAAAGAUGAGAGGUGAUAAAGAAGUUCACAAGGUUACAGAUGAGAAACCAGGAUGGUGCAGUGAUCAGCAUCUUCCUCCGUGUGCGGCAUUUGUGGAAAUUAUGGCUCCCGUGUUUUCUCGAGAUGCUUGGCGGUGUGUGUGGUAUAUGAUUCAGAAUGAUUUGGUGCAUGGAUGGGGCUUGGAUUUUGCACUUAGAAGAUGUGUGGAGCCUGCACAUGAAAGAAUUGGUGUGAUUGAUUCACAAUGGAUUGUGCAUCAACAUAUUCCAACACUCGGGGGCAAGGGUGAGCAUGAUAAGGGCAAAGAUCCUCGAGACAGCGUAAAAGCUAGGUGCAAAAGCGAGUGGGCUAUAUUCCAAGACCGACUUGCUAAUGCAGAUAAAGCUUAUUUGAGGCAGAAUGAGACUAAACUUUGACUGACAUUUCUUUAGUCACUUAAUGCUCAUUUGGUUUCUCAUCACUCCCUACAGAAUUGCGUACUGUUGACUUCUUGUCCAUGGGUCAUAGGCAGACAGUUUUUGUACGAUAGGCAUUGAUAUAUGUAGCUCCUGUGCAUAGUUGUAUAAUUACCAAGGCCUAUAUUAAACAGGUGGUAGUGCCCUAUCUUGUGGGUUUUGCCUGUCUUUUGUUUGGUCGUUUAGUGAUAGUAUACAUGUUUGUUCAGAUGUAACAGUGGUGCAUGUUGUCACCAGUUACAUGUACUUGAACCAUCUUAACCAUUGCUAACCUGCAGUUUAGAAAUGCUUUUUUCUUUUCA